AUGUUCUCAACACUUACAAAGUUCUUGACAGAGGAAGCAGCUGAUGAUAAUGAGUUCCAGAAUGGUUUCACAGAAGAGCAACCUGACCCAGAUGUUAAGAAUUGGAUAUUACAUCGGUCUUAUAGCUUCCAGACGGACAUUAUCCAUGAGCAGCUCAAUGUCGAACUUCGCGAUGAGGAUGACAUCCCGCACGUACGAUGCGCUUUGACCUUAACACUAGGGAGUCGUGAUACUCCUCAUUCUGAUGUAAGAGGGUUAAUAUUCAAGCCACAUGCCUGGUUGGGUCCUGAACUGAAUAUUAUUGUUGGUAACGGUCAAAGCUUGUCCCGAGCAUCUGAACUCUGUGUCGAGCCUUCUGGCUCGACGCAGGUCAAGGAUGACCAUAAUCAUCGUGCAGAGACACGUAUACUCCUAGUCCUGAAAUCAUACCUCAAAGGCUGCCAUACGCUCGUCCAAACGCCAACGAAAGCACAACAACGAAGACUUGCAGGCGUCCGAAACUGCAUAGAAGCUCAAACGAGUGACGACAAAGAAGAUACUGUAAGAUUAGCCCCUAUACUGAAGAACUUAAAGAGGGACGGCAUAAAACCUGAUAAGCUAUGUUCCGAAACCUUCAAACGCACAAAAAAAAUCGAACAGCAAUCCGCUUCCACCCACAAUGUGGGAUGCUAUUUAACUGGGAUAACACAACAUCGCGAUCUACUCCCUCCCGGGCAGUGCCCUACGCCUAAAAGCAAAGAUACACCUGCCUAUGAAUGUGGGCGCGGCGUCGAACGAAUUAUGGAGUUGACAUCAAGACUUGCCGAGCUUUACGACGACGACAUCGCCAAUGCCACCUUUACUUUUCUAGAACUUGGAGCCUGUGGUGUAACUCGUCUCGGUAAGGCUGCACUUGGUAAUGAAAAGUUCUUCUACGACGCGCUUUUCUCCUUGAUUGAUUUAUCCUGGCGAAAAUUGACUGCUGUUCAUCCCGAUGAGGCACAAGAUGGCGACGUCGACUUAGCCAGCGGGCUUGUACGCAGGACGGCAUCAAGGACGGCGGCGGACAAGAACUUGCCGAUCAUGAAUCCUUUCGCCUGUUACUCAUCGUAUACUGAAGCCGACUACAAUUUUGCAUGCGAAAAGUUGAAUCAAAGGUCGUUUUUAAAUGCGCCACGAGAACUUUCCUACGAAGUCUCCUUCGGCACAAUAAUAAGCCAGGCCCGAAGAGCAGCCAAGUCUUCACCCCCGGACAAAUCAAGGACUUUUAUUCUUUACAAUGCUAAGAGGCUUGCAAAGUAUAUCACGAACGAACAGAGGAGAAACCGUAUCAUGGGUUACCAGGACAAUGUUAAGGACGCAGAGCUGGCGUUAAGAAUUCUGGAGGGGAAAUGUUCACCCCCAGAACUCACUGCAGUAUCGAUGGCUGUGGUCCACAUCAUAGUAGACAUUUUGCUCGACAGAUGUCCUUUACCGAAGAAGAGAGGACCUCCAUCGAAACAAGACAAGAUAUCAAAAAAAAGCCGAACGCUGAAAAUACUUCCAGAAAAACACGCAGGCAGCCCUCGUUUACCUCACCACCAACCAUCACAGUGGCCUAAUGGCGUCUUUCAAAGUGAGACUGAGCCAAGUCUCCAAGCUCAAUCAUACAAUCCGCACUUCAAUUUUAACAAUCCGACAUCAACCAACUUGGGGCAGUUCACUCCUGUAUUCGGCGGUCCAGAUCAGUCCAUGCACUCAGAUUUAACGAAUGCAUUGGGACAAGUUAAUUUUGAUGACGGCGUGAACAUCGAUGCACUUCUCUCUCAGUUCUGCACACAAUUUGAUCCUAAUGGCAAUUGGGUACAAGCUCCUGACGUCAAUACCAAUUCUAUCCUCCCAACGCCUGUUUCGCAAGACGAUCCUGACGACCUGCUCCGAAACGGCUCUUUGGACACAAUGAUUUAA
Molecule: messenger RNA, 1926 nt
Organism: Pochonia chlamydosporia 170
Lineage: Eukaryota; Fungi; Ascomycota; Sordariomycetes; Hypocreales; Clavicipitaceae
Exons: 3
Coding region: 1-1926 (641 amino acids)
Source: RefSeq, a predicted model, not a curated record